AUGAAUGGGACAGAAAAGGCUUUAACCGGAAGUUUUGACGACCCUUAUUCACCAUGGAGUCCAAUUCCCAUGACAAAAUCGGAUGGUUCAUCCAAUUUUGUUAUUACUCUUAAUUUAAAAUCAAGCACUCCUUAUUAUUAUAAAUUUGUUGUUGAUGGCCAGUGGGUUUUGGAUCAUGAUGAGGAAGCUCACCCUGAUUCUGGUGGACACUUCAAUCAUGUGAUUUGCGUUCCACCACCUCCAGUUAUGAAGUCCGAUGAUGUGGUUCAAGGAACAAAAGAAGAGGAACAAGAAUGGCAAUUAGUACAUUCAGAAGAAACGUCGUCAGACGAAGAUCAAAUAAUUAUCGAUCGGAAAACUAUAGCAGAAAUUCAAUCAAAUAAGGAAGAAAUAAAUCCAAAUGACACUGCAGAAAUUCAAUCAAACAAAGAAGAAAUAAAUCCAAAUGAAACUGCAGAAAUUCAAUCAAAUAAGGAAGAAAAAAAUCCAAAUGAUACUGCAGAAAUUCAAUCAAAUAAGGAAGAAAUAAAUCCAAAUGAUACUGCAGAAAUUCAAUCAAACAAGGAUGAAAUAAAUCCAAAUGAAACUGCAGAAAUUCAAUCAAAUAAGGAAGACAUAAAUCCAAAUGAAACUGCAGAAAUCCAAUCAAAUAAGGAAGAAAUAAAUUUAAAUGAAACUGCAGAUGAUGAC
Molecule: messenger RNA, 690 nt
Organism: Racocetra fulgida
Lineage: Eukaryota; Fungi; Glomeromycota; Glomeromycetes; Diversisporales; Gigasporaceae
Source: the annotation of a GenBank genome assembly